CACGCCUUUUUAAAUAAAGAAAAUGGUGUUUUAGUUUAAUGCAGAUAAACAGGAGUUGACCAUUUUUGGAAGAUGGAAAUUCUAUCGGUUUUAUCCAUGCUACAUUUAGGGAAAAUGGUGUAUUUACGAGUUUCCGCUUAUGGCAUCUCUGAGUUGUAUGAAUGUAUAACUUAACCUAUAGUAAUAAAGAUCAUGAGUUCAAUUGUGCGAACCGGACUUUCUAAAUGAAACUAGCUAGUGAAUGAGAGUAGUAGUAAUUUGCUGCUCUCUUUGAAGCGUCUGACUAAUAAAGCUAUGAAAGCAAAUAUUUACGACACUAUAGUAUUACGAUUUGUUGACUUAAGAUGACUUCCUAAAACAACCACGCGCCUUAGAUCUCGGUGAGGUUAAAGGUUACGGCCGGGAAAGCGAGCUUCUCACGGAAACGGCAUGGACGGCUCAGUCGGCGGCACGGUGUGCAAGGUGAUCGCAUCUCUGCUUUAAAACAGUUGGAGUUUGCCGUGCAGAUGACAUGUGGCAAGUGUGUGAACGCUGUGAAGGAAUCCUUAAAAGAUGUAAAAGGUGUAGAAAGUGUCAUUGUCAGCCUGGAAUCUGAGUCAGUUCUGGUGGAGACGGCACUGUCGGCUCAGGAUAUCCAAAGACUGCUGGAGAGCACGGGGCGGAAAGCAGUGCUGAAGGGUAUGGGGACCAGCCAGUCAAACAACCUCGGGGCUGCUGUAGCUAUGAUAUCAGGAGAAGGUCCCAUACAGGGCAUUGUACGCUUCCUACAGGCAUCCGAGAAGAGUUGUGUCAUUGACGGGACUCUGGAUGGCUUGGGUCCUGGGCUACAUGGAAUUCACAUUCAUGAAUAUGGUGACAUUUCUCAGGAUUGUGGAAGCUGUGGAGAGCAUUACAAUCCUGAUGGGAAUUUGCAUGGGGGGCCUGGGGACAUUAACCGGCAUGUUGGAGACCUGGGAAAUAUCUUGGCCUCUGAUAACGGACGGGCAUCUUUUAGGAUGGAGAAUGAUAGAGUGAAGGUAUGGGACAUCAUCGGUCGCUCAUUAGUGGUGGAUGAAGGAGAGGAUGACCUGGGAAAUGGUCAUCAUCCCCUGUCAAAAAUAACCGGAAACUCUGGCAGAAGAUUGGCCUGUGGCAUUAUUGCCCGAUCAGCUGGUCUAUUUGAAAAUGCCAAGCAGAUUUGCUCCUGUGAUGGAGUUACCAUCUGGGAGGAGAGAGAUUGUCCCAUAGCUGGACCCGGCAGAAAUAAGCACCACAACCCCUCCGCCAACCUUUAAGAAAAUAUUCCUCCGCCUAUAUUAUCUGUGGACUCCAACAGGCAGAAUACUGCACAGCACGGCAUAAUUACACAAUGCGGAAAACCAAAAAGAAAUCCCCUUUUACUAUUCCAGUUGCUAAUAGAAAUGCGAUCGGAAAAAAAAAUAGCUAAUAAUUACUUACUGCAGACGACUUCUGUGGACGGUGACUUUCCUUUUAUCUAUGUGUUUGCAAUGCAACUGCUUGUUUAGUUGCGCACUGCUGCGUUCUUUGUGUCCAAUGCUUUAUCGGCUAGUGGCAGGGCUCAGGAUUGAAUGCUUUGACCCUCAUGGCAUGCUAGCCAGGGUAAUGGACCAUCAAGAUGAAAGCGGUGGGCUUUUGCUUCAUGCAGAGUGUUUCACAUAGAACA
Spea bombifrons (plains spadefoot toad) is the source of this 1663-nucleotide messenger RNA. It is a transcript of the gene CCS, whose product is annotated as copper chaperone for superoxide dismutase. NCBI's taxonomy places the organism in Eukaryota, Metazoa, Chordata, Amphibia, Anura, Pelobatidae. The transcript has 8 exons. The record is from RefSeq and is a predicted model, not a curated record. Bases 507 to 1274 code for a protein of 255 amino acids. Gene Ontology annotation, molecular function: copper ion binding. Gene Ontology annotation, biological process: removal of superoxide radicals.